AUGUCCCCCAUCGUGCUCUAUAUCUUCUGCUUGUUGAUCUAUGGGAGGGAGGCAACUGCUUCUACCUCCACUCCAUCAGAGAACUAUUCCAAAAUAUGCCCUUCAAAGGAUAGCACUGUCAGGACCCUUGACGAUGGCUACCGUAUUACGUAUCGUUGUGAUAGCUUCCCAUCCACCUACGACACACAAGGAACACCGGACAUCGAUGACGCAGAUGAAUGUGGACGCAUAUGCCAGAAGACAGAGGGCUGCCAUGGGGGCGUCUGGAGCCCCGUCCAGCAGAUGUGUUGGACCUCUACCGAAAAAAAUCCUCGUCUUAUCCCUUAUGAACGCCUAAUUUAUUUCGAGCACACGGAGGAGACCGUCCCACAUAAUGACGAGGCACAACAGGAACAAGAACGAUGUCAACUCAAACUCAGUGGUUGUCAGGUGGAAAAGGAUCUCUGUGAGAAGAAAGCUGAGACAAGUGACACUCAGCUUACAGCUUGUCGGGAUCAGAUAAGCCUGGCUGAUAAAGUGUCCGAGUCCAGCGCGGCUCAAUUGGCUGCUUGUGAAGUUCAGAAGGAAGUUCUGGAUAAGAAUGUCCAGGCGAAUGCGGCUCAACUUCGGACAUGUGAGACCCAGAAAGAUGUGUGUGACAAAACAUCCGGAGCAAGUUCAGCCCAACAAGCGGCGUGUGAAGCACAAAAGGCGGCGUUGGAAAAGCAGUCAGAGGCCAGCCACGCACAACUCGCGACAUGUCAGGAACAAAAGGGGUUGUGUGACCAGAAGUUCGCCGGCGUUACCACUCAACUCACCUCUUGUCUGACACAGAAGGACUUGCUGGAUAAGAGAGUUGCGACAAAUAGCGCUCAGUUGUCUACCUGCGAAACGCAGAGAGGAUCGUGGGAGGCAAAAUCCACUGAGUUGGCAGGACAAGUCAAGGCAUGCGACGCGGCAAAGGAGGUUUUGGAUAAGAAACUCGGGACGAACACUGCUCAAUUAUCGGCUUGUGAAACACAGAAGGUCUCAUGCGAAGCAAGGUCAGGCGAUUUAGCAGCACAGGUCAAGACCUGCGAGGCAGCGAAGGAGACGCAAAAGCAGGAAUGUGCGAAAACAGCCGAGGGGAAGAUCAAACCCAACUUAUAUACCCUUCGGGCUCGGCACUGCAACAAAUACCUUGAUGUGAAAGAUGGUGGCAAAGCAGAUGGAACCAAGGUUCAUUUGUGGGAGAAAGUAACAACGCUCAACCAACGAUACUUUGUUACUCACGCAGGGAAUGAGGAAUAUCUCAUUCGUAAUCAGGGAACUGCAACCUACAUGUCUGCCGGAGCUUCGAAAGGGGGCGAUCUCACUGCAAAUAACCUCCCUAUGGACAACAAACGGAUCCGCUGGAAGUUUGUUCCACUCGACGACGGCAGUGGAGCAUAUCAUAUCUACAGCGUUGCUUAUCCUGACGAACUCAUCGAUGUGAGCGCAGAAGGCACUGCUAAUGGGAAUCGGAUCAUGACCUGGACAAACAAUAAUGGCAAGAAUCAGCAGUUUUUCCUUGAAGCUUUGUAG
Messenger RNA from Aspergillus sclerotioniger CBS 115572, 1542 nucleotides. RefSeq lists its product as uncharacterized. The transcript has 4 exons. The record is from RefSeq and is a predicted model, not a curated record. The coding region runs from base 1 to 1542 and encodes 513 amino acids. NCBI's taxonomy places the organism in Eukaryota, Fungi, Ascomycota, Eurotiomycetes, Eurotiales, Aspergillaceae.